This is a messenger RNA of Silurus meridionalis, 3341 nucleotides long. RefSeq names its product family with sequence similarity 217 member Ba (gene fam217ba). The transcript has 5 exons. The record is from RefSeq and is a predicted model, not a curated record. The coding region runs from base 743 to 2359 and encodes 538 amino acids. Lineage: Eukaryota; Metazoa; Chordata; Actinopteri; Siluriformes; Siluridae.
UGAUUUCCAUUAUGACAACUGCUUGUGGAUGGAUUUAUCUUGGCUAGUUAUCAUAUAGGCGGACAUUUUUAUAAAAUGUAGUAUACAUAAAUGUAAUGUGAUGUUUUUUUUAAUUGGGUAUCAACAAUUAGUAUCAGCCUUAAUAUGAACAGUAAUUGUUUAAAAAAUGUGCAAAAGGCUGUUUGGCAGCCGACUCUUCAUGGUGAGCCGACAAACUGAUCCGACUCGAUGAAGUCAAAAGUGCCGUCAGUGGUCCCCACGGAGGACGUGUGACGGCUGCAGCGCUGCUUUGUGGGUAACGAAGUUGCUUACACAAAAAGCACCCCGUAGCUUUUGGAAACACUAUCUUGAACCGGUUCCCGUUCCACAAUUUUGAGAGUCUGAUUGUUUUUGUACAUGUAUUGCCCGUACAUGGGCACAUACUCUGCUGCGAGAAAAUACCCAACGACUUGAUUGCGUUUCAAUGCGCACUUCAUUUCCCAUCAUGCACCGCGCCAGAGCGGCACUGAACGGACUCGGGGAAGGUAAACAAGGCUGCGUAAGCCUUCAGUGAUAGCUGACAGUGUACUAAAUUAUUGGUGUUUGUUACGUAGUGUGUGCAGUUAGCUGCCUUUAAGCCUGCUCCAGGAUGUCGCCUGGAGACGUGCAGUGAUUACAUCGUCGUGAUCUUCUGCAAUGGACAGAACGAGAGGAGUUGACUGGAUCAAAUGGGACAUUUCGAGGCUCUGAGGGAUUUGUCGCAAUGGGACCCAUUCUACAAGAACGCACAACAUCUUCGAUCCUGAAGAGGGUUCCAGUUAAAGACAAGGUUAGAGUGAAAAAUUCAGAAAAUACAGCCAUCGUUACAAGCAAAACAGGAAUCCAAAUCAGCCAGAACCAGAAACCUCAGAGAAAAACAAGCUCAUUGCAUAAGAAUGUCAUUUCAGAGCUGGACAAGGAGCCCUUUCCCAGAGCUGAAAUUGGCCAACAAAGGAACCGAACAAAGCACAUCAAGAGUCCUAACAGUGGUACAUUCAGGAUGCAACACACACAGUUUGAAGCAGAUAUAAGGCAUCCAAGGACCAGGCCAUCUUCAUCAGAAUGGGAAGAGAAGAGGCUGAAGAUGCAGCAUCAGCCCCUUUGCUCUACUGAGGUUGAGCAAAACUGUGCAGCUCGAGAAAAGAGCCGGCGUGGUUUGUCACUCCCGCUGGCUCCUCAUCAGUUCCGCUUGCCUGAAAAUGUCAGAGACCUGGAGUCCCUGCGCCUCCUGGAGCACAACGAAGAUGACACAGACAGUGCAAGUGACCUGUCAGAUUCAGAAAGGCUUCCUGUUCUGCCAUCUCCCUGCACCCCUCCUCAGCUCAAUCUCAGAGCUGAAAUUGUUGACUCCCUCGACCUGUAUCCACAUAUCCCAGGCCCCAAGACAGUACAGACAGGAAGUGACGGCUAUAAUUAUCCUGAUUUCCUACCACCACCAUUCAACACUUGGAGCCUAAGGCAACUUGCUAUUUUCUUGAAUACAGAGGGGAAACGUGCACCACGUCCAAAGCCGGUUGGCCAGCUUGAGAUGUUCCUGGAACGUCUGCUGCAGCUAGAAUGGCACCAGAUCCAGACUAUUCAAAAUGAGAGCAGCCAACCGAUGGCAGCCAGUGUCCGCACUAGAAGUGGUGUCCCUAAUGGUCCACAAAUCGCCAGCCUCUCUCGGCCUCACACAGCACCUCCUUCUCGCCUCAGCUCUCCCAAAAGCAUGCGUCAGAAUCAGCGCUCUCUCCCUUUUACUCUCCUAUCAUCCCUGGGCAGCCCAUCCUCAGGCCAGAUUUCUCGCUGCCUCUACUGCCAUGUACGGCACCCAAUGUGCAGUGGCAGCUGUUCCUCGUAUACCUACCAGCGCCAUUCCCGCCUCAGCCCACUGCUGGAGCGUAAAGCGGCACCCAGCAUCAUGCACAAAAGAAGCAGUAGCGAAAGUAGGGCUUCAGCCUUGGAGAACAAAGCCAUCAGUAGAGCUCACCAUCCUGUAAGCCCAAAUGGUCACCAAAAACCAGUGGAGGCAUCUGGAAGUCUGCAAAAAGUUUCUCAGGAGUUGAGUAUAAAGAGCAAAAAACAUCCAUCAGCCUGUAAAGGGCACACUGGGAGGGCUGCUGAAGCAGAGAGUCACAAAUUUCCCCCUGUGGGAGCGAGAAGUGCACUUGACAAGCGCAUUGUUGUUGCACAUAAACGAGACGUUCGUCUUUCAGGAAAGAAGGAACAGAAAGAAGGGCAGCAGACAGAGAUUGGGGGCAGUGGUGCAAUGACUGGGGUUAAAAGAAUGGUCAGUGAAAAUAAUAGCAUAAAAGGGAGCAGAGGAGAUAGAAAGUUAAAAAAUGCCCACGUGUCCAAAUAAAAGGAUUACAAUUAUCAUGCAUUAAUCAUCAGAAACUUGAACAGCCCGAGUGCACAACAUGUCACAAUCAGUAAUCAUCUGCAAAAUUAUAUUUUGCAUUGCAAUUUACUCAUCACAUUUAUUUUAGUACAUUUUUGAUCUAAGUUAUACAAAAUGUAAUACUUCAAUUGUAUUCAUUUAUUUUGCAAAUAAGUAUUAUUUAUUUCAUUUCUCAAGCUUAAUAAAUUAUUUGGGCAUACUUUUAAGGCCUAUAAACGUACAAAUCGAAUUAAGAUAGAGCAUUGGUGUUUUUGACGUUUUUCUGCUAUCCUGUUGCCAGCGACAUGUAAAUUUAGUCUGUUUGGACUUAAUAUAGUACUGAUAUACAUUAAAGAAUGUAUAUUUUUGACACGAGUAAUGAAUGUUUUGUAGUGGAUAUAUGUAUUUUCGUAUAUUUUCUCUGUUGAAUUUAGGCAAUUUUUAGUUUUUUGCUAUUUUGUUCAUAUUUGUCUCAUUUAUUGCUCUUUGGUACUUUUUAAACAACAUAUAUAUAUAUUGCUUUAUCAUGUAUAUUUUGGACAUUGUGCAUUCUCUAUUUCGAGCAAUAUUUCGUAUUAAGUAUAGUUUUCAUAUCAUAUUGUGGUAUAAUAAGGAGUUGCAGUUGUUAAUGUAUGUUCUAGAUCUUUUUAUUUUUCUAUUUAUUGUCUUUUGGUGCUGCAUAUGUUACAUUUUGUUUUGUUUAAUUCACAGUAGUGACUGAACUGUUCUUAUGAUUUUUAAAUGAAUAACUUACUUGAAUAAUAUUGGGUGGUGACUGGAGGUAGUAGUUGGCUUGCCUCUGUAUUUUCCACCUUUACUGUUUUAUUUUGUUAUAAUGUUUGUGUGUUUGUGCGUCAAAAGGCAUUCUAAAGGGAAAAACAUGUUCAUGUACUAUUGUGCUUUUGUUUUGCUGAAUGCACUAUUUCAUGAGAAAUGUUAUAAACUUAUUCAUGACUUCAUCAAA